Molecule: messenger RNA, 909 nt
Organism: Camelina sativa (false flax)
Lineage: Eukaryota; Viridiplantae; Streptophyta; Magnoliopsida; Brassicales; Brassicaceae
Product: UPF0496 protein At3g49070-like
Source: RefSeq, a predicted model, not a curated record
AACUAUUCUAAGUUUCAUUAAAAUAACAUAUCACUUGAAGGACUAUAUAAUAACAACGUACCUUCUGGUCGUUCUCAUUAUCUUCUCCCAACAACACCUCGAAACCAAAAAGAAUUUGCUUCAUUCCUCAAAACCAAAAAAGAAUUUGCUUCAUUCAAGAUCUUGAAGAUGGGAAUAAAAGUUUCAUCAAAGAUCAAAAGGAUUCUUGCAUCUAUAGCUUCGGCUAGUAGUUCAAGUCCCAAAGAAGAAGAUGAUGUCGAUGUCCGAGAAGAAUAUGCAAACGCCUUCCGUACAGAAUCAUACAAUCAGUUUUGGACACGAGUCAUACAUUUAAGCCGUAAAAAAUCCACCGUGUCUUCUUCCUCAUCAUCACCAAUCGAAUCAUCCUCCACAGCAGCUCGUCUCAUGUCAUAUCGCCUCUUCGCACACAAUCUCCUAGACCCUGAUCCGAAUGCCAUAACCCGGAUACUGGAUGUAUCCCGGGUUGGACGAUCCACCCGAACUCUUCUCUCUAAUUACUUCUUGGAGACCGCAAACGCUUUCUUGCUUUGCACGCUACUACUUAAAAACAUUCAUCGCCUCCGUUCUAAAUACGAGUCUUUAAAACCAAAGUUUCAAACAGAGAAUCAUAGUUCAUUGGCUCUUAUAGACCAGUUCACCGAGCUAUCAAGAUGGUUCGACCCGUUUAUCUCGUCGGGUUCUCGGAUCCAGCUAAUCAGAUGCGGCUGUCUAGACUUGCUAAAACGGUUAGAGUCCAGCCGAGACAAGACACGAGCUAAGCUCAAACUCAUCAACGGACUAACUCAUAGCUCAGGGCUCCUCGUUCUGGCUCUAACCACUACAUUGAUAGUAACCAUAGCCUCUCACGCCUUUGCUUUGUUUAUAGCCGGUAAAUCGGUUGACUCAUAA